Messenger RNA from Coregonus sp. 'balchen', 8571 nucleotides. The record is from the annotation of a GenBank genome assembly. NCBI's taxonomy places the organism in Eukaryota, Metazoa, Chordata, Actinopteri, Salmoniformes, Salmonidae.
AGGUAUCCUGACCAACAGCAGCCAUGUCUGAAGGGUGAGUAGUGACUUUAACGUCUCUUGAUCCAAAGCUUGGUCAAAAUGUAUGUUAUGUAGAGUCAAUUAACUGGUCUUGUCUUGUUGUUGUUCCUUACCAAUGGGGAAAAAGACCGGUGAGUUCUUUGUUCUUUAUCCACAUCAACACAUCCAAAGCAGUUGUUUAUAUACAGAGGUCAGUGUAUAUUGUCUAUAGUGAAAAUGUUUGUCUCUUUCAGAAAAAGUAUUCGGCAACACGCCGGCUGCUCCUAAAGGUAUGUUUCACUCUCAGGCCUCGCUGUGUUGAUGACGAUAGUAGGCCUAUGACAGAAUCCACAGAAACAAGGAUGCGUUAGUUAUCUGCAUGUACCCCUACAAUAUGGAUACAUAUUGAAUCCUGUGUUAAAAAUUCCAGGUCUUCAGACAUGGACCUACCCUUUGAACCCCUAGGUUGUCCCUUUAUUUAGACUGCCUGGCUGCUUAUUGGUCCUUCGAGACGGAUAUGGACAACCGCUAUUGGGGACAACCGCUAAUUUAGAAUGGGAACAACCGUUAUUGGGGACAGCCGCUAUUGGGGACAACCGCUAAUUUAGAAUGGGAACAAUCAUUAUUGGGGACAGCCGCUAUUGGGGUCAACCGCUAAUUUAGAAUGGGAACAAUCAUUAUUGGGGACAACCACUCAGUUACCCUUACACACUCUUAGAAAAAAGGUUUUCAAAAGGGUUCUUCGGCUGUCCCCAUAGGAGAACCCUUUUUGGUUCCAGGUAGAACCCUCUGUGAAAAAAUGGUUCUACCUGGAACCCAAAAGGGUUCUACCUGCAACCAAAAAGGAACAGCCAAAGUACAAUUUAAGGUUCUAGACAGCACCUUUUUUCUAAGAGUGCAGCUACACCUUUUAUUGAGAAUUAAUUAUAAUACAUGAUAAACAGAUAGUGUUAACUUCAAAUGAGAAGAGAUGUUAACCUGUAUACCAAAUGCCACAUUAAAAGUGAUUAACUGUUGGUGAGAAGGAACAUUAGCAGGGGUUAACUGCUGGUAUUGUCUUUCCUCAGACCAAACUGCUGAAAAAGGCAGGGAUAAUGCUGGUGGCUGAGUUUGCGGACAAGAAACGUGAAAGAGAGAGCGCUCUGAAUGAGAGAGCCCCACCCCUCAAACUGUCUGGCCUGUCUGUGCAGGAGCUACAGGUAAGUCUUAAUAUAUAUAUGACACUUAAUAUAUCUAUAAUACUUAAUAUAUAUAUAUAAUACAUCAUAUAUACUAUAAAAUACACUGCUCAAAAAAAUAAAGGGAACACUUAAACAACACAAUGUAACUCCAAGUCAAUCACACUUCUGUGAAAUCAAAUUGUCCACUUAGGAAGCAACACUGAUUGACAAUAAAUGUCACAUGCUGUUGUGCAAAUGGAAUAGACAACAGGUGGAAAUUAUAGGUAAUUAGCAAGACACCCCCAAUAAAGGACUGGUUUUGCAGGUGGUGACCACAGACCACUUCUCAGUUCCUAUGCUUCCUGGCUGAUGUUUUGGUCACUUUUGAAUGCUGGCGGUGCUUUCACUCUAGUGGUAGCAUGAGACGGAGUCUACAACCCACACAAGUGGCUCAGGUAGUGCAGCUCAUCCAGGAUGGCACAUCAAUGCGAGCUGUGGCAAGAAGGUUUGCUGUGUCUAUCAGCGUAGUGUCCAGAGCAUGGAGGCGCUACCAGGAGACAGGCCAGUACAUCAGGAGACGUGGAGGAGGCCGUAGGAGGGCAACAACCCAGCAGCAGGACUGCUACCUCCGCCUUUGUGCAAGGAGGAGCAGGAGGAGCACUGCCAGAGCCCUGCAAAAUGACCUCCAGCAGGCCACAAAUGUGCAUGUGUCUGCUCAAACGGUCAGAAACAGACUCCAUGAGGGUGGUAUGAGGGCCCGACGUCCACAGGUGGGGGUUGUGCUUACAGCCCAACACCGUGCUGGACGUUUGGCAUUUGCCAGAGAACACCAAGAUUGGCAAAUUCGCCACUGGCGCCCUGUGCUCUUCACAGAUGAAAGCAGGUUCACACUGAGCACAUGUGACAGACGUGACAGAGUCUGGAGACGCCGUGGAGAACGUUCUGCUGCCUGCAACAUCCUCCAGCAUGACCGGUUUGGCGGUGGGUCAGUAAUGGUGUGGGGUGGCAUUUCUUUGGGGGGCCGCACAGCCCUCCAUGUGCUCGCCAGAGGUAGCCUGACUGCCAUUAGGUACAGAGAUGAGAUCCUCAGACCCCUUGUGAGACCAUAUGCUGGUGCGGUUGGCCCUGGGUUCCUCCUAAUAUAAGACAAUGCUAGACCUCAUGUGGCUGGAGUGUGUCAGCAGUUCCUGCAAGAGGAAGGCAUUGAUGCUAUGGACUGGCCCGCCCGUUCCCCAGACCUGAAUCCAAUUGAGCACAUCUGGGACAUCAUGUCUCGCUCCAUCCACCAACGCCACGUUGCACCACAGACUGUCCAGGAGUUGGCGGAUGCUUUAGUCCAGGUCUGGGAGGAGAUCCCUCAGGAGACCAUCCGCCACCUCAUCAGGAGCAUGCCCAGGCGUUGUAGGGAGGUCAUACAGGCACGUGGAGGCCACACACUCUACUGAGCCUCAUUUUGACUUGUUUUAAGGACAUUACAUCAAAGUUGGAUCAGCCUGUAGUGUGGUUUUCCACUUUAAUUUUGAGGGUGACUCCAAAUCCAGACCUCCAUGGGUUGAUAAAUUUGAUUUCCAUUGAUAAUUUUUUUGUGAUUUUUUUUGUCAGCACAUUCAACUAUGUAAAGAAAAAAGUAUUUAAUAAGAUUAUUUAAUUCAUUCAGAUCUAGGAUGUGUUAUUUUAGUGUUCCCUUUAUUUUUUUGAGCAGUGUAUAAUCCAGUAUAUCAUCCAUAGUAGGAGCUGGUUAUAGAGGUGGAGAAUCAUCCAUAAAAAUAUUUUACUCAACAAAUCUGCCAAUAUAGAAUUUAUAGAAUUCUCUAUACUCUAUAAAUUAUUUAUUUUGCAAUUGAUUGGCUAAAUAUUUUAAAUGAUAUGUAAUUUCAAUAAUACCGUUAUCUGUAAUUAAUGUGUUGUUGGUUGUCUAUUCUACAUUAAAUCAUAUUCUUGCAGGACCUCUGUAAAGACCUACACAAAAAGAUUGAUAUCGUAGAUGAGGCACGAUAUGACAUGGAAAUCAAAGUGGGGAAAAAUGAUUUAGAGGUAUGCUAAAUUCUCUGUUAUUGUGUUUGAUAUAUUCACCCAACCAUAAACCUGUCCACAAUGACAACACAUCCUAUAGAAUUUAUCUUACAGUAAUUGAAUGAUUACAUUCCUAGCUAUAUUAAAUAAAAAGUGGAGAGAGUGUACACCCCUAUCUUGUGCCUCCAUUGCGAAGGAAAGUAUUCCUAAUCAUUAACAGCAAUAGCAAUUGACUGAUUGGACACAUGCUAGAUAAGAUAAUAUUGUACUUUAUUAAUCCCUUUUUAAGGGAGAUCUGAUCUGAUUACACCAGCCAUACAAACAACAACAAUAAAUACACAACAAAAAUAACAGACAUUAAAAAGCAGCACAUCAUCAACACUGUCCACAGAUUAAGUCGCUGACCCAGAAGAUCGACGAGAUAAAGGGGUCGAAGAAGCCUACUCUGAAGAGGGUGAAGAAGUCUGCUGCUGAUGCCUUGCUGGGAGCCGUGGCCGACACUGGCAAAAUGAAGGCUGACUUCACAUCCGGCCUCAAGAAAGUCAAGAAGGAAGAGGAGAAGGUUUGUUUGUUUUUAGACCACAAUGAGGUCUAAAGCUGUCCCAAAUGGCACCCUAUUUCCUAUAUAGUGCUCCACUUUUGACCUCUAGUCUAUAUAGGGAAUAGGGGUCAAAAGUAGUGCACUAUAUAGGGAAUAGGGUACCAUUUGGGAUGCUACCCUAAUCUUCCAAGGGUCCAUGAAAAACAGAAAAUACAGUACCUGAUAGUAUUUUUGGUAUCAAACCUAAUGAUAUGAUUUCUGGUCUCCACAGAAAGAGGAGGUGACUGACUGGCGUAAGAAUGUGGAUGCCAUGUCUGGCAUGGAGGGUAGAAAGAAGCUGUUUGAUGCUGGAAAAUAAGAAGGUAUUGAUUAUGAUUAGCAACAUUGGCUAAAGUACCCUUUAGGACACAUGUCAAACUAAUUCCGAGUGUCUGCGGGUUUUCACUCCUCCCCUUGUACUUGAUUGAUGGAAUUAAGGUCACUCAUUUGUAAAUAGCUCCCCUCACCUGGUUGUCUAGGUCUUCAUUGAAAGGAAAAACCAAAAAACCCGCAGACACUAGGUCCUCCAUGGAAUGAGUUUGACACCCCUGCUUUAGGACAAUGGAAAAUGUCUGUUGCACGUAUUAUAUAUUGUCAAGGAGUGCUUCAAUACAAGCUUAAAUACAAGCUUAAAUACAAACUGAAAUACAAACUUAAAUACAAGCAUUCUUAUUCUCAUCUCUUUCUCAAUUCAAAUAUUAUUGUAGGGUCCUGUUGUAACCACCAUUAAGAGAGAAGUAUGCCAAGACUGCAAGAUCCCACAAAGAGAAGAGAGAGAGAGAGGACGUCAGUUCUAGAAGAGAGGUGAAUUUCAUGUUGUGAUAUGAAAUAAUUUAUAAUGAAUCAUGUCAACCAUGUCAACCAUGUAAAUUCUACGUGUGUGUUCCCCUGUUUAAUGUGAUAUGAGAGUUUGCUCGUUCACAGGGAAUAUUGUUGAUAUGAUAUAUUGUAGAUAUAUUAUAGAUAGUUGUAGAAGAUAGAUAUGUUGCAUGUAAAUUAUGUGUUGAUAGAAUCAGUUAUUUCUGAUAUAUUGGUAGUAUCCCUUAUGGAAAACCGACAUGAUUUCACAUGUGAAAUUUUCAAGUUUUGCACAUGUAAAAGUUUAUUGUGAAACCAUGUGGUUUUGGAACACUUCACAUGUGAUUAUAUUUCACAUGAAGUUUCACAUGUGGAUUGUCACUUGUGAUCACCUAACCUUUCACAUGUGGAUUCAAAUUUUCACUUGUGUAUAUUUUUCACGUGAGAUUUCACAGGUGACGAUGCCCUGCAUACAAUCAUCUGUUAUUAGGAUGUCCCCCGGAAUGUCACAAAAUAGUUGCAGUGUUUUCAACUUACAUAUUUGACACACAUGAUUAUAUUGUGCAUGUUUAUUUCAGUGGAGGCUGCUGAGGGGAGGACGGCUCAUAAUAAUGGCUGGAACGGAGCAAAUGGAAUGGCAUCAAACACAUGGAAACCAUGGAAACCAUGUGUUUGAUGUUGUUGAUACCAUUCCACUUAUUCUGUUCCGGCCAUUAACACGUGCCCGUCCUCCCCAAUUAAGGUGCCACCAACCCCAUGUGGUUUAUUUAUACAGUAAUUACUAUUCAACAUGUCCUCACCGUCCUGCCACACCGCCAUGUCUGUGUCAAUGACUGAUUUCACCUGUAUUCAUACACUUUGGACUUCAAAGUUAAUCUCAGCUUUGUUAAAAAUACACUCAAGAAAAACAAUUAUAUUGAUCAUAGUGAUUCAGGAGUAACAUUAAAACAGAAUAAUAUGCCCCACCAACAUUAGACAACUAUACAGAAAACCCUAAAAUUGCAGAAAUAAAUCAACUAAAUCAAUGAUGAGAGAAUAGUCAGAUUAAAUUAUAACACCAAUAUCAGUGCAGAUGGUAUUAUUAUGCAGAUGGUACAGCAGAAAGACCAGCGGACCCCGAUUUCCAGUUGGGGUCAUAUUGAAAAAUAAUGUUCAGUUUCACAUGUGAAACCAUAUGUAUUACAUUUAGAGUUCAUAUGUUAACACCAGCUUUUCACAUGAGGUGAGUAAGAUGUUUGUGAAAUGUGCAGAUUCACAUGUGAAAAACCUUCACAUGUGAAAAUCGAAUUUAGCAUUUUAACAUGUGAAAAACUUUCACAUGUGGAAUUGCAUUUUCACAUGUGAAAAUCGAAUUUGUCACGUGAAAAUGUAUCAUGCAUAUGUGGAACUGCAAGUUCACAUGUGAAAAACAAACUUUGCAGUUCCACACGUAAGAAACGAAUGAAAAUCUAACCUUCACAAAUCGAAUUUGCGGUUUUACAUGUGAAAAACAUUCAAAUGUUGUCACAGGUGUAAUUUCAUGGUAUCACGUUGAGAUUUACAUCUCCAAUGUUGUCACAUUCAUUUCACAUGAGAUCAUGUUUUCAUGUAUUUUCAUGUUAUCACAUGUUGCUUUUACAUGUUGUCACAUGUUAUCACAUUAACUUCACAGAAGCUCACGUGAUCACGUGAAAUUCCUGUGUUUUUUUCCGUAAGGGAUUGCAGUUCUGUAGGUGGAUGGAUAACUCUCAAUAUCAUCUGAAUUGGUACACUGUAGCUAUUGCAGGUAGGACGACGCGGUAAGACAGGAAUGUGACGACAUUAACUGUACAGUAUCUAAACGUUGUAUAUUUUCAGUUGAUUUAGCAAAACAAAAGAUGGUCGCUAUUGAGAGAGUGAAGCCAUGUUAUUGUGGUGUACAGACUUGGUGUAGCCUACAUACAUUUAAUUUGACUGAAUGUACAGAAUUGGUGUGCAGACUGCUACAUUUGACUGAAUGGUUUAAAAGUUAUUUCUUUACUUGAUAUGAAUGUAAAUGCCACUCCACUAUUUAAUAAAAAAGAGCUUGAUAGUUUUGCAGUCUGGUGUCUCACUUUUUAUUACUGUGGAAAGAUGGCCGCUGCAGGUUUUGGGAAGUUCCAGAACAACACCCUCUCUUCCCAUCUAGGGCUGAACAAUGGAAGAUACUGUAGUGUAGUAGGGGACCUGACACUGGGAUUGGGGGAGUUCUAUAUACAUGAUAUAGCGUUUAGAUGUUAUGGCCUGGUUCGUCAGGAUGAAAAGACAGUCGACAGAGGGUUUAUUUCAGUUAUUCACUCACAGGAGGCCAUAAAAGUUAUCAUAUUGUCUAGUUAUUCUAUUGUCCACCAGUGAAGCUCUGAAUAGCUCACUCUUCCAGCUUUUCUUCAUGCAGAGAAGAAGGUAUGUUUCUUUAGUAUCCGACGUGGCAUGGGAGCAUGCUCUGAGAUCAGAUAUCAAGAUAUCAAGUUAAUUAUAUAUCAUUUUAUAUUCCAAUAUCAGGUACGUUUGAAUCAUUAUGUACAUGCAGUUUCAUAUUUCUUAUACUCAAUUUAAUAUUCAAAAUUAAAUAUUCAAUAUAUAUUAUAAUAUGUUCUGUUCACAAUUGACUAAUGUCUACCAUUGUUAUUUAGACACAUUCUGGACAAGAAAGAUAUUUGAUUUUUAAAAAUAAAGAUAUUUAGAUCUUUAUGAAAUAGGGGCAGAUGUAUGCCUCUCAAAAAUAUAUUUCAAAUCAAUUUCUUUGAACAAUCUAUGGUAUUCAGGCAUGUCCUGUUGCUAAUAUAAAGGCUAAGGGCCUGCGUAUUACCAAUACCUUGACUUGAAUAGUUCACAUUCAAGUUUCAGCUGCAUGGGCUUCACUCAACAAGAGGCUUGAUAUAGGAGAAAUACACAAGGUUGUGAAGCUAAAACCAUAUUCUAUUCUACAUGCAGGGAGAUGCGUUUGGCAAUUAUCCUAGAAAUAAGCCAUAGUUGACGAGUUGAGGCUACGGACUAAUUGAUCUGAUUCUUAGCUUCAGACAUGUGUAAAAGUUGUGUACAUUAACUUGUCAGCAAUGUUGUGUUAGGUAUGUUUUUUUUUUUUUUUAAUGAUUAUACAGUAUGGAGAGAAUAAGAAAAUAGGAGAUAAAUAUAAUCCUAUUUAUAACAGACAGUCACCAGAAAAAGAGGUAAACAUGACAUGUAGUUAACCUCUAUGUUCAUGUAGAAAAAGCAGAAGAUCGCUGCAUCCCGCUGACUGGCUCUAAAGGUAUUGUCCUCCCCAUUCCCCACCUCUAUGCAAGACACAAACGCUACACAUAGGAAACCAUUCUUAUCUGCUCCUGCAUCGUCACUUUAUCACACGGAUAACAACACAGUCAAAUAGAUCUCAGGAGGCCUAGGACAUCAUUUAGCUUUGUAAUAACAUGUAUUUAUUUGAUAGGAGAUACUUAGUGGCAUUAAUCAUGCAUUAUUAUAUUAUAAUUCCGAAUAUUCCUCCUGUUAUUUCAGAUCAAACUGCUGAAAAAGGCAGGGGUGAUGCUGGUAGCGGAGAAAGAGGAGAAGAGGCUGGCGAGAGAGAAUACUCUGAGUGAAAGAGUUCCUCCUUUCAAGUUCUCUCUGCUUUGGCUCUCGUUGACCUUCAGGUAUGUCUCAGGUGUCAUAGGACUGGGGUCAUAGGUCACAGGGGUUGAUUGACUCCAUCAAUCAUGAGCCUAACUGGAACAUAUUUGAUGGUGUAGAGAACUGCACCAUAAGGUCGAUGUUGUAGGUGAAGAGCGGUAUGACAUUGCUAUGAAGGUGUCCAAGAAUGAAAAAGAGGUACUUAUUUACAUGUACUGUAUAUGUAAACAUUUACAUACACAAACUCUGUGUAAAACACUACCGUUUGCGUUGACAUUAUUAAUGCUUUGUAUAGGCUAGGGUUUGUUCUUUAUAUACUCAACAUACUGUACUACGCUAUAUUUGCCAUAGAUUGAGAAUCUGAAUCUGAAGAUAGUUGAGCUGAAGGGUAAAAAGAGACCUACCCUGAAGAGGGUGAGAUAA